CAAUUAUACGUAAAAAAUCAUACAGAAAAGAUAUAUAAAUAUGAACGCUAUAUAGAUGAACUGACAUGUUAUCAGUUUCUAGGGAGAGGCCAUUUGAUCAGUUUCUUCCUCUCGUUUUCUUCUUCCUUCUUCGACCUAUCGAUGGCGCUCUUCUCGAACAUCUUCAGCUGUUUCUCGGAUUCAACUCAAGAGAACCGGAGAGGGUACGUCUGCAAUGGCGAGGUCUGUGUCCUUGCCGAUGGGAAGAGCUUGAAUGGUGAUCAGAAGAAGCAGCAGAGCCCCGUCGGAAAGAUUUCCUUCGCCCGCCUUUCCAAUCCGAUGAGAAAAGCUUUAAGCUUUAGCUCAUGAAGUCGAUUGGUCUUAGACAUCCAAUGUAAUCCGGUUCACCAGAAUCAACUAUGAUAGUGGAGUUCUCUUCGCCCAGAUCCGAUCAACAUCUGGUCGGGCGAAUGUUCAUUGGCAGAUGCUCAACGACUGCGACUUGCCGAUGCCUGGGCUAGGAACGUUUCGCUCGUGAUCUUUUGCACAUUUACUUUUGGUAACGUACACAUAGUAUCGAUCGUGUAAAAUAAAAGAGGAUGGAACGAUCUCCGUGUAAUACUUUAAAUUAUUUGUUCGGCCAAUUAGUCAGGCUGCGGUAUCAAAUGCAUGAUUCUUGCCGGUCAUAAGCACAUCUAAGUCAGGAACUUCAUACUGCGAUUGCCUCUCUCUUUACGAGUUACGUUUCACAUGAAUAAAUCUCAACCAAUAUUUGUCAAGCCACCUCUGUAAAUUAAUAGCAAACCCGAUUAUAAUUGUCAAGAUCCUGCUCUUUGUGCAGGACCCGAUUAUGCUUUGGCAAAAGCUGCUCGAAAUGGGCUGCAAUAAUCGGAGAGAACGAUGGCUUGGGAAUCAGAUAGACAGAAUCGGUGAGGGCCAGUUUGGCCGCAGCGAAGGUUCGGAAUGCGUGAUAUGUAACACUUUGAGGACUUCAUUUAACGAUUAAUAAAUAGUCAAGGAUGUAUUUGGAAACGCGUUGAAAGAUUGGGGGUACGAUUUGAACGAGCAUGCCGGAUUUUAUGACUGAUGAGAGAGACAAAGACCCAGCCCGGUUAACUCCGAAUGGUCCCACCGGAAUUUCGCGGGAAAAGACGGGACCGUACCGUACACUAGACCUCACCUUCAUCGUCUCGUCGGCACUCGGCAGCCCCUGCGUUCCGUUCUCAGUCCUCAGCUCGAGCUCGAACGAACAACAAUGGAGAGACUCCGGCGAGCAGUGGCUGAGAUCGCCUACGCUCGGGACCACGCUAAGCUCUCCCCGCUGCAGCGCUCUCUAGUUCCUGUGCUCUCCUUGGCCUCUGCUUUCUACCGGUUCGCCCUCUCCCUGCGCUCUUAUCUCUACGGCUCGGGCGUCUUCUCCAAGCACCGAUUGCCCGUGCCGGUGAUUAGUGUGGGGAAUUUGACGUGGGGAGGCAACGGAAAGACGCCCAUGGUCGAGCUUCUUGCAGGCUUGUUCGCUGAUUCGGGGUUUCCGCCACUCAUUCUCACGAGGGGUUAUGCUGGGGGAGACGAGGCUAGGAUGCUUCAAAGGCAUCUUCUUGAGAAAUCGGUUAAAAUUGGUGUGGGUGCUGAUCGAGCAGCAACUGCAGCAACUUUUAUUGGAAAAUAUGGUUGCAUUGAUCCUCGUAUGACUAUAUGCUCCAAGAGUGGGUUCCCCAACCAGAGGUUCAGAAGUCAUUCCCAGACUGAGGGAAUUGGUGCUGUAAUACUGGAUGAUGGGAUGCAGCAUUGGCGCUUGUGGCGUGAUUUGGAUAUUGUAAUGGUUAAUGGUUUACAGCCAUGGGGAAAUGGUCAGUUACUUCCACUCGGACCUCUGAGAGAACCUCUUACAGCCCUUCAAAGAGCAGACAUUACCGUAGUCCACAAUGCAGACUUGGUGCCAGGACAAAAUCUUAAACGCAUUGAGCAUACAAUUCGAGAAGUUAAAGAUUCUAUUCCAAUUUUUUAUACUAGAAUGGCUCCUGCAUACUUUUUCGAAGUGGGAAAUAUUGCCUCUCUGAUACCGUUGGAGGCACUUUCUGGGAACAUUGUACUAUGUGUCUCUGCAAUUGGUUCUGCUACUGCUUUUGUCAAAGGGGUGGAAAAUCUUGGAGCCAUUUAUAUUGAUAGAAUUGACUUCAGUGACCACCACAUAUUCAAAAGAGAGGAUAUUCAGAUGAUAAAAAUGAGGCUCAAGGAGCUGGAGGGUCAAUUUGGCAUGGAGCCAAUUAUCAUUAUAACAGAAAAGGACCAUGAUCGGGAUCCGGAGAUACUAAAACAUUUCAGUCCUUAUAAGGUUUGGGCGGUAUGUGCUCAACUGCAGUUUGUUUCUCGUGAAGGAUGCUCCAAGGAUCAGUUCAAGAAUUUGUUGGCAGAGCUCUUGAAAGUAAAACUGUCUGGCAGGACUUGCAACGUUGAAUGAGUGGGCAGUUCUCUGGUGACUUCUCAGCUGCGUAAAUGGACAUGCUAUACAGAGAGGAACCUGAAUAGAAUGAACUGCUUAACAAUGUCAACUUAACUAUAUGCUUGCAGGACCAGAUAUGGGUUCGUGGUUUAACUUAUCCAACAAAAGAAAAGGACUCUCGUGUUUUCCCUCCAAUAAAGUUUAUGCCCUCAGAGUCAUUUUAAACCGUAGUUUAGGGGAAAUUAGCAUAGUGAUGCUACAAUCUGAGCAGAACCAUGCCUUCCUUGUAACGGUUGCUGGGCGUUCUUUUUCUCAGGGGAUGAGGUCUAUGAUGAGAUGCUGAAGUGAGAGAACCUGGUACUGGAGUAAUGUAGAUGAGAUUGAGAUGAUUCCGGCCUUCUAGGUUUAAAAGAAGCUGAAGUUUUCCGAAUUUGGUCUUCAUCGGAGUUUGGGAUACUGUUCUACAUUUCCUGAGAAAAGUAGGAACUUUCCUCAGAAAGCAGAUGAUAUUGGUUUGAAGCUACUUCGCUGUGCCAGCUAUCAUUUGAUUGUUCAGUACUCAUUCUGUUCCAUUACAAGAUGAGGGAUGAAGUGUUAGUUCACAGAAAGUGAACCUAUGCAAGAAGACUCGCGGGAUAUUUCUUGUUUUGUAUAUGAAAUAUUUUCUGUAACUCUUGAGAAUUUGUGCUCUUCGAUGGUUCAGAAGAUGCAGCUCUGACGAGCAUCCUGAAACUCGUUGCAAGGGCAGUUUUGCAAAUGGAAAUGAACUAGUGAUCACAAUUGAUGUUCGAGCUA
This is a messenger RNA of Punica granatum (pomegranate), 3217 nucleotides long. Lineage: Eukaryota; Viridiplantae; Streptophyta; Magnoliopsida; Myrtales; Lythraceae. The record is from RefSeq and is a predicted model, not a curated record.